AUGGAGCUGGUGCCCCUUGACGUGCUGUGGUGCCAGUGCCAGGGCAACGCCAACGCCACGCCGCACCUGCAUCAGAUCCACAACAAGGUGGCACAGAUGCAUGCGGACGCCGCCCACCACGCCCUCUGCUACGUGGGCGUGGUCCUCGCCCUGUACCUGCUCGGCCUCGCCAUCAUCAUCCGACGCUCGGGGCGCUCCGAGCGGCAGACGGCGGCAUCGGCGGUCUCGUCGUGCUUCUGCGGCGCCCUCUCCUCCGUCGUCCGCUUCGCCGCUUCCGUCGGGAGGCAAAGGGCGCGGCCGGAUCUUCAGCAACAACAGCAGCAGCAGGUUAAGACCACGAUAUCUCUGCCGCCGGAGCCUCUUCAGCAGAUGCCAGGGGCGCCGCCUCCCGGCAUCCUCAGGCCAACCAAGCCUCCGUCGUUGCAGGUGCACCUCCUGGUUCCCGACGAUGACGACGAGAUGGAGAUCUCCAUGAUCACCUCCGUGGCCUAG
Molecule: messenger RNA, 492 nt
Organism: Penaeus monodon (black tiger shrimp)
Lineage: Eukaryota; Metazoa; Arthropoda; Malacostraca; Decapoda; Penaeidae
Exons: 1
Coding region: 1-492 (163 amino acids)
Source: RefSeq, a predicted model, not a curated record